Messenger RNA from Priapulus caudatus, 2433 nucleotides. RefSeq lists its product as uncharacterized. The record is from RefSeq and is a predicted model, not a curated record. Lineage: Eukaryota; Metazoa; Priapulida; Priapulimorpha; Priapulimorphida; Priapulidae. The transcript has 6 exons. The coding region runs from base 339 to 1217 and encodes 292 amino acids.
UGGUCGACGCCCGCACAGCGGGGCCGCGUUGUAUCUAGUAGCACCACGUACGUCGCCUCGAACGGUGUUCAACGCAGCGUAGCCGCGAUGUUCAGGCUGGCUUACUAACGUGCGAUUGUCGCAUUUGUGGCUUUGGAAAACCGUAGACAUUCGUAUUUCGUCCGCCGUUCUCGUCACGGCGGUCUGGUAUUGAUCGCAACAUCGCUGUGCGCGUCGGAACCGAUAGCUGUGUGUGUGUGUGCGCGCGCGCUCGUGUGCGGGUGCAAGCGAGCUCAGCUGCUGCUGCUGUUGCUGCUGCUGCUGCUGCCGCAAGGCGAGUGAAUGAGUCAUCGGCAGUCAUGGCGCCCAGCUCCGUAGAGGAUCCGGAAUACGAGGACUACCUCGAGGAGAAGGAGAACAACGACUCGCUCGAGAACCUACCGCUAUCGAAGAGCCUCGUACGCAUGCAUGGCCGUGUGCGCAACGGCGGUCGCGGUGUCGCGGACGACACUGCCGACGUUCCGUCGUGCUCGUGUUCGUGUUCGCAGACGACGGACGGACACGUGCCCCGCGAGUCGCCGGCCCGCUCGGCCCGUGCCAAGGACAAGCGCGGACGUGCCGGCAAGGGGAACCCGCGCAAGGACAAGCGGAGGAUGCGAGACAGGCGCAAAAGCAGCGGACUGGUGUACCUGAAGUCGACAGGAGAGAGUACAGGUGAUGACGAAACGGAUGUGACUGAGAGCAGACGAGAGGAAGUCAAGCGGGCCGGAAGUCAUGGGCGAGAGGUUGUUGAGGAUGAAUUCGUCGAGAACGCCUGUCAUGGUACGCUCUAUCUGAGGAGAGGCGGUAAAAGUCCCUCCGAUUUAGAAGCGGACUGUGAAGACAACCGAGAGUCGGACUCGGUAUCCAGUCUCAGCGCCUGUCUGCCGAUCUCACCGAAGAAAACGCCUCUGCUCGCCGGAGAGGAAGACACUGCGAUUUCGCACCCGGAGAACAAUGAUGCAUCAGAGUGUAGUCCACUGUUGGAGCAAGAGAGAGAAUCGAAUAGGGAGCUGAGCAGCAGAUUGCAGGUGGGAGAGCAGAGAGUUGCAGAACUGGAGUAUAAGAUCACCACACUGACCACGACCAUCGAGAGGCUGAGCCUUGAGAAUGAGCAACUUCGUGAGGAGAACGGCGACCUGAGAGACGAGAACAAAGCCAUACUGAGCAGUUCCCGGAAAUUGAGCUCGAACGAUUAAGGACUGCGGCUUCGGAUUCGGAUUUGGUUUUCCGGAUUCGGGCUGGCAGUCACAGUGUGACAGAUAUUAUAGUUUCUGCGGGGGAGUAUAGCGCGGUCGUGCCACCAGCUUUCGCUCUCCCGCAGCUUAUUAUGGAAUGUCAGUAGUGGAGAAGUCCAUCUCCUGUAUUUGGUAUUAGAGAGAAGGGCUCUAGGACCUCCUCCCCAUACCAGGUCGAAAGAAGUGUCCGAACUACCUACGGAUUACCCUUUCCCUUCUAUUUGUAGUCCUGUACUGUAAAAGCUAGUUAAGUCGUCCACGCGUGUAGGCCUAUACGUGCAAAUCUUCACGCGGCUGGCUGUGAACUGAUAUUAAAAUCCUAAUACAUGUUUGCCUAUAAUCUGGAUGCUUUUCAUUAUUAUAGAUGUUCACAUAUCUUGUCAAAGUCUAUACUUGUAUAGAUAUAUAUGUUAUUAGAUUCCAUAGCGUUAUAUAUAGCAAUUAAAUUUAUUGACAUUCGGCACUUGUAUAACUCUAACAGCAUUUUGACAUAUAGUAUCAGUACCACUCGACGCGGGCUAAUAGUGUGAGAGCCAGCACAUACCUAGAAAUUGCCAGCCGUCACUCUUGAAUAGUGUUAUGAUACAUGCAUUUUAAAACGUAUAAUAAUAGCUUGUGUACACUGUAAAUAUAGCGCAUACAUACAUGCAGCGGUUUAUUUAAAAUAAAAACUCAUGUAUGCCGUAUAGUAGCCGUCGCGGAGAUGAUUUGUGCUCAAUGAAUUUACGAAUGCGUUGGUAUUUAUUGUGUAUAUGGACACACAGAAUGCAUAUCAUUUUAGUGGAUAAAGAACUUGAUAGAAAGUCUGUAUUAGUAAUAAAUGUGAUAAUGUUCUCACUGAUCAUACAAUAGCUGUAGAAAUCGUCCAAAUUAACACAGUAGUUAGAUAACAAUUAAUUCAAAGUUUAAGCCAAUAUAUUGAUCUCGAGAAAAUAUUUGCUAGUAGUACACGCCUCCAACAUUAUUUAUAUGUAUAGAGAUUACUGUUGAUGGAUUCAUGAUGCCCAAAUCUCAAUAUGCAUGUGGUUUGGAAUACGGGUGAUUACUAGCUUACUGAGGAAUCACGAGAUCGGUUCGUGGCUAAUGCGCGAGGUCAAAUUAAGUAAUUUCAUCAUCAAUUAAAAUUCGUUGUUUUAAUCAUGGCAUCUACAUGAAGUCGUCAUCGUAAAACUAUACC